This is a messenger RNA of Chanos chanos (milkfish), 6963 nucleotides long. It is a transcript of the gene ascc3, whose product is annotated as activating signal cointegrator 1 complex subunit 3. The transcript has 42 exons. NCBI's taxonomy places the organism in Eukaryota, Metazoa, Chordata, Actinopteri, Gonorynchiformes, Chanidae. Bases 81 to 6707 code for a protein of 2208 amino acids. The record is from RefSeq and is a predicted model, not a curated record. Gene Ontology annotation, molecular function: ATP hydrolysis activity; ATP binding; nucleic acid binding.
CAGCAGUAGAUGUGGUGACUUGGAAAUGUUAUGACACAUUUUGCAUAAUUUCAUCCUGACUGGCAAAUACUGGCAGACUCAUGUCUCCUCCUCGACUGACUGGUGCGUUGCGCUCCUUCUCCAAUGUCAGCAGGCAGGAGGAUUUCACGGAGGAGGUGUAUGAUCUAAAGGCUAAGCGACUGAAAAGACAGGAGCGAUUUUCCAGAGAGGGGUUAACAUGGCAGAAGAUAGUCCAGUUCUUCACACAGCACCUGGAGAAGAAAGAACAGCAGACUGCAACUCAAGAACUGAAGAACAUCCUACAAGCUGCCAAACAGAUAGUGGGUACAGAUUUCGGUCAGGAGGCCAUUGAAAGCGCUGCUGUGUUCCUAUUCAAGACAUUCUAUAGCAAAGACCAAGUGGGCCAUGAGGAGACCCGGGCCAUUAAGCAGAUGUUUGGGCCAUUCCCGGCUUCUGCCGCAGAGGCGUCUUGCGCCGCCGUGGGCAAGGUGGUGGCGCAGGUGGGCGAGUCCCUAGUGGAGGCAUUCGUCCAGACCCAGAGCUCCAGCAAGACCCCGGACCGCGGGGAACCCUUCGGCCGCAACAUUGCCUUCUCCUUUGACACCUAUGUUCUGGACUCCCAAGACACGCUCCCCUGGCUGGAGGAAUCAGAAGAAGAACGGGGCCUGGAUUUCCAUAGCCUCUUGAGUAACCACAUGAGCGGGAAGAAGAACGGCGCAGAGAGAAGCGGAACGCAGCUUGCGGCAUCUCCGGUCCAGAGCGCCUCAGACAGCUCCGUUCUCAGAGGGGAGGUGGAGAAGUAUUUAAGCGGUGGAAACAUGGGCUCGUCCAGCGCUGAGGAGCUCUGCACGUCCCUGUUUGAAAUGCUGGCUUCCCACAAAAGUGACGACGAGCUGCAGAAUGAGCUGUUUGAGUUGCUGGGCCCUGAGGGAUUUGAGAUGAUCUCUACUCUUCUUCAAAGAAGGUCAGGCAUUGUAAACUCUCUCCUGGCUGCCCCUCCUGACAGCAGACUCAACCAGCCGCCAGACGGCGUCUAUAAAGGGAGCGCGGAGACCAGUAAGCCUGCGUAUGGCUGCCAGGUGACCAUUCAGUCCGAGCAAGAGAGACAGAUGAUGAAACACUACAGACGAGAAGAGAAGCGCGAAAGGAAGAGAGAGAAGCGAGGGGACGACUUGGACACUUCCGACGGCGGUUUUCAUUUUGACCCCAAAGAACUGAGACUCCAGAGGGAGCAGUCCCUGUUGAGCGCUCGGCGGUCUCCAAUACUGGGACGCCAUAGGGAGCAGGAGCGCAUCCGCUACCCACACGUUUAUGACUCUUACGCUGAGGCCAUCAAGACCUCGGCCUUUAUCGGAGGUUCUAAGAUGCUGCUGCCAGAGGGGAUCCGGCGGGAGAACAGUAAGAUGUUUGAGGAGGUGGAGAUCCCACCCAGCGAGCCCAUGCCCAUAGGAUUCGAGGAGAAACCUGUCUACAUCUCUGAGCUGGACGAGAUUGGCCAGCUGGUGUUUAAAGGGAUGAAACGGCUGAACCGGAUCCAGUCCAUCGUCUUCGAGACAGCCUACAAUACCAACGAGAACCUGUUGAUCUGCGCCCCUACGGGAGCCGGCAAGACCAACAUCGCCAUGCUCACCGUUCUCCACGAGAUCCGCCAGCACCUGCACCCUGGUGGAGUCAUACGCAAGGACGAGUUUAAGAUAGUAUAUGUAGCACCUAUGAAGGCCUUGGCUGCCGAGAUGACUAAUUACUUCAGUAAGCGCUUGGAGCCACUUGGCAUCUCUGUCAAAGAACUGACUGGAGACAUGCAACUGACCAAAGGGGAAAUCCUCCGCACUCAGAUGCUGGUGACGACCCCAGAGAAGUGGGACGUGGUGACACGAAAGAGCGUCGGCGACGUGGCUUUGUCUCAGAUCGUGCGGCUGCUGAUUUUAGAUGAGGUGCACCUGCUUCAUGAAGAUAGAGGGCCUGUGUUAGAGAGCCUGGUGGCCAGAACACUCCGACAGGUGGAAUCCACUCAGAGCAUGAUACGCAUACUGGGGUUGUCUGCUACCCUGCCCAAUUAUUUGGAUGUGGCAGCCUUCCUGCACGUGAACCCCUACAUUGGCCUGUUCUACUUUGACAGUCGUUUCAGGCCUGUUCCCUUAGGCCAGACCUUUGUUGGAAUCAAGACCACUAAUAAGGCUCAGCAGCUGCAUGACAUGGAAGAGGUUUGCUAUGAAAAAGUCCUACAGCAGAUUAAAGCUGGACAUCAGGUAAUGGUGUUUGUCCAUGCCCGUAACGCCACCGUGCGUACCGCCAUGAACCUGUUAGAGAUGGCCAAGAACCGUGGGGAAGCAUCCUUCUUCCAGCCAGAGCAAGGUCCUGAUUACGGCCAGUGUGAGAAACAGGUGCAACGGUCCAGGAAUAAACAGAUGAGGGAGAUGUUCCCUGACGGAUUUGGGAUUCACCAUGCUGGAAUGCUGCGGCAAGAUCGUAACCUUAUGGAGAGCAUGUUCUCACGAGGUUACUUGAAGGUUCUCGUGUGCACAGCUACGUUGGCCUGGGGAGUGAAUCUGCCUGCUCAUGCAGUCAUCAUCAAGGGAACUCAGAUCUACGACGCCAAGCGAGGCGCCUUGGUGGACCUCGGAAUACUGGACGUGAUGCAGAUUUUCGGGCGUGCCGGGCGACCUCAGUUCGACAAGUACGGAGAGGGUACCAUCAUCACCACCCACGACAAACUGAGUCACUACCUGACCCUCCUCACCCAGCAGAACCCAAUCGAGAGUCAGUUCCUGGAAAGUCUACCUGACAACCUCAAUGCUGAGAUCGCUCUCGGGACAGUCACUAAUGUGGAGGAAGCAGUGAAGUGGCUUAGCUACACUUACCUAUAUGUGCGAAUGAGAGUCAAUCCACUGGCCUAUGGCAUCAACCAUAACGCUUAUCAGAUGGACCCAGGACUGGAGCUAUACAGGAAAGACCUCGUGGUCCAGUCGGGGAGGAAACUGGAUAAAGCUCGUAUGAUUCGUUUCGAAGAGCGCACAGGCUAUUUCGCCUCCACCGACCUUGGCAGAACAGCCAGUCACUUCUACAUCAAAUAUAACACUGUUGAGACCUUCAAUGAACUUUUCAACGCACAGAAAACCGAAGCAGACAUUUUUAGCAUCGUGUCAAAGGCAGAGGAGUUUGAACAGAUCAAGGUGCGAGAUGAAGAGAUGGAGGAACUGGAGCAGCUCCUUGAUCAUUUCUGCGAGCUGCCAGCAGCCGGAGGCGUGGAGAACGGCUACGGCAAAAUCAACAUCCUGCUACAGACUUACAUUGGCCGUGGAGAGGUGGACAGCUUUUCCCUCAUUUCUGACCUCUCCUAUGUAGCUCAGAACGCCGCCCGUAUAGUGAGAGCUCUCUUUGAGAUCGCCUUGAGGAAACGAUGGCCCGCAAUGACGUAUCGGCUGCUCAACCUGUGCAAGGUGAUUGACAAGCGUCUGUGGGGCUGGGCACACCCCCUCCGUCAGUUUGCAGUUCUGCCCAGCUCUGUGCUGGCCCGCCUGGAGGAGAAGAAGCUCACAGUGGACAAACUCAGAGACAUGCCCAAGGCUGAGAUAGGUCACAUGCUGCACCAUGUGAACAUUGGUGUGAAAGUAAAACAGUGUGUCCAACAGAUCCCCACCAUACAGAUGGAGGCCAGUAUUCAGCCAAUCACACGCACCGUGCUGCGGGUGCGCCUCACCAUCACCCCAGACUUCAAAUGGAAUGACCAGGCGCAUGGCUCAGUUGGAGAGCCUUGGUGGAUUUGGGUGGAGGACCCCAUCAACGAGCACAUCUACCACUCGGAGUACUUUCUCCUGCUGAAGAAACAGGUGGUAACAAAAGAGGAGCAGCAGAUUGUCUUCACCAUCCCCAUCUUUGAGCCCAUGCCCUCACAGUACUACAUCCGUGCUGUGUCUGACCGCUGGCUGGGCUCUGAGAGUGUGUGCGUUAUCAACUUCCAACACCUCAUCCUGCCAGAGAGACACCCUCCACAUACAGAGCUCCUGGACCUGCAGCCUUUGCCUGUUACUGCUCUGGGGAACAGAGAGUAUGAGAGCCUGUACAAAUUCACCCACUUCAAUCCCAUUCAGACCCAGAUAUUCCACACGCUCUACCACACCGACACCAACGUCCUGCUGGGCGCGCCCACAGGCUCAGGCAAAACCAUCGCCGCGGAGCUGGCCAUGUUCAGGGUCUUCAACAAGUACCCUACCGCUAAGGUGGUGUACAUCGCUCCUCUAAAAGCCCUUGUCAGAGAAAGGAUAGAGGACUGGAAGAUUAGGAUAGAGGAAAAGCUGGGCAGGAAGGUGGUGGAGCUGACAGGUGAUGUAACUCCUGACAUGCGGGCUAUAGCUCAGGCUGACCUGAUUGUCACUACACCAGAGAAAUGGGAUGGAGUGAGUCGCAGCUGGCAGAACCGCAGCUACGUGCAGAAAGUGGCCAUCCUCAUCAUCGACGAGAUCCACCUGCUCGGGGAGGACCGAGGACCGGUCCUGGAGGUUAUAGUGUCCAGAACCAACUUCAUCUCGUCUCACACGUCCAAGUCCGUACGCGUGGUCGGCCUCUCCACGGCCCUGGCCAACGCUCGAGACCUCGCGGACUGGCUGGGUAUCGGACAGGUCGGUUUGUUUAAUUUCCGACCCUCUGUGCGUCCAGUUCCAUUGGAAGUUCACAUCCAAGGUUUUCCAGGUCAACAUUACUGUCCCCGGAUGGCCAGCAUGAACAAGCCUGUUUUCCAAGCUAUUCGCAGUCACUCCCCUGCCAAGCCCGUCCUCAUUUUUGUGUCGUCGCGGCGACAGACACGCCUCACGGCCCUGGACCUGAUAGCCUUCCUGGCCACGGAGGACGAUCCUAAACAGUGGCUGCAUCAGGACGAGAGAGAGAUGACAGACAUCAUUGCCACGGUGCGGGAGUCUAAUCUAAAGUUGACACUGGCAUUUGGAAUCGGAAUGCAUCACGCUGGUCUGCAUGAAAGAGAUCGAAAAACUGUUGAAGAACUUUUUGUUAACUGUAAGAUCCAGGUUCUGAUUGCCACAAGCACACUGGCUUGGGGAGUAAACUUCCCUGCCCAUCUGGUGAUUGUAAAAGGGACAGAAUACUUUGAUGGCAAAACAAGACGUUAUGUUGAUUACCCCAUCACAGAUGUGCUGCAAAUGAUGGGUCGAGCAGGCAGACCACAGUUUGAUGACCAGGGGAAGGCUGUGAUCCUGGUGCAUGAUAUCAAGAAAGAUUUCUACAAGAAGUUCCUGUACGAGCCCUUCCCUGUCGAGUCCAGUCUUCUAGGCGUGCUCUCGGACCACUUGAACGCCGAAAUCGCCGCUGGGACCGUCACUUCAAAGCAGGACUCCAUGGAUUACAUCACCUGGACCUACUUCUUCAGACGUCUAGUCAUGAACCCCAGUUACUACAACUUGGAAGACAUCAGUCAUGAGUGUAUCAACAAGUACCUGUCCAAUUUGGUGGAGAGAAGUCUAAGGGACCUUGAGUGUUCUUACUGCAUUGAAAUUCAAGAUGACGACCGUGCCAUUGAGCCACUGACGUACGGACGCAUUGCCUCCUAUUACUACCUCAAACACCAGACCAUGCGCAUGUUUAAGGAGAGGCUGAAAGCAGAGCUUCCUGUUCACGAGCUGCUCUCCAUCCUGACGGAUGCGGAGGAGUAUGCGGAACUGCCGGUCAGACACAAUGAGGACCAGCUGAACAGUGAGCUGGCUCAGCGACUCCCCCUGCAGGUGAACCCUCACUCCUACGACAGUGCCCACACUAAAACCCACCUGCUACUCCAGGCCCACUUCAGCCGCGCACAACUGCCCUGCAGUGACUAUGGCACCGACACCAAAACUGUCCUGGACAACGCUAUCCGAAUCUGCCAGGCUAUGUUGGAUGUGGUGGCCAAUGAGGGCUGGCUGGUGUCUGCUCUCAGUGUCUGUAACCUAGUCCAGAUGAUCAUUCAGGCACGGUGGCUUCAUGACUCCUCCCUACUCACUCUGCCACAUGUAGAACAACAGGACCUCUACCUGUUCAGGAGGUGGAGUUCCAGAGGUGGAAGGGGUGGAGCAAGAGGGUAUCAUGGACCAAUCGAAGGGCUACCUGAACUCAUCGCCGCUUGUGAUGGAAAGGAAGAAACUUUUGCCACGAUGGUUAGAGAUGAGUUUCAGCCAAAUCAGAUCUCCCAGGCAUGGAGCUUUCUGAGUCAUCUGCCAGUAAUAGAGGUAUCUCUGAGUGUAAAAGGCUGGUGGGAGGAGUGUGAGGAACAAACUGAGCGUUGUUUGCCAACCAGUGUCUCCAAUAUCAGAGACGAGAGCAGUUGGCUGUCUGUGCACGCUGACCAGGAGUACGUCCUCCAGGUGUCACUACACCGCAUCAACAUAGGCCAGCAGAGAAGGAAGCAGGACAGCAGAGCCCAAGCUCCACGUUUCCCCAAGCCAAAGGACGAGGGCUGGUUUUUGGUUAUGGGAGAGGUAGAGAAGAGGGAGUUGUUGGCUGUCAAACGUGUGGGAUAUGUACGCAACCGCAGUGUGGUUUCCGUGGCCUUCUACACCCCAGAGAAGACAGGGAGGUGUAUCUAUACACUUUACCUGAUGAGUGACAGUUAUCUGGGCCUGGACCAGCAGUAUGACAUUCACUUGAAUGUAACACCUGCCAGCAUUGCCUCUCAAGUCAACACAGAGGUGUCUGACACCAUGGACAAAAUGUCCAUCCAGUGACAUUUUAUCCCAGCCAAUCAGAGACGGACCAUCAUCCAUGGAUCUGUGGACUACCCGAAAUGACUAUCAAUCACCAGAUGAACAUUUCCCACCUCUAGCCUCAAACGGGCGCACCGUUGUGGACAGGACAAGCAACCAAAGUGGCCUUAUUGUAGGCUACGACCUUUACUGACAAAAGAGUCUUCGAAACCCAUAAAUGCCAGUGCAAAGGGAUAGCCCUUUCUCUGACAGUUUUGUUUGGACAGAGCUUAAAACA